CUGCAUGACUUCAGAACCACAUCAGUCCGCACUUUGUUCUGAGUUACCUCCAAGAUGAUAUUCAUUCUCCUCGUCGCAGUCUCCGCUGCUAUCAAUGUAGUCAAUUGCGAGGACGUAUACAGUUCCAAAUUCGACAACAUAGAUGUUGAUGCCAUUAUGAAAAAUGAGAGAUUAUUGCAGAACCAUAUGAACUGCCUCAUUGAUGGAAAAGCAUGUACGCCAGAAGCUGAAGAACUGAGAAAACAUAUACCUGAGAUAAUGGAGACCUGCUGUGCAAAAUGUUCUGACAAACAGAAAGAAGGAGCAAAGAAAAUGACGGAGUUCCUGAAGGAACAUAAGCCAGAACUUGUGAAGAAAAUUUUGGACAAAUACGAUCCUGACAGAAAAUACAUCGAGAAGUGCACGGAACAACUCAAAGCAGGCGGUUUCGAUCUUAGUAGCUUUUGAUUUAUAUGAAUAAUAUGCCUUGAGAAAUAUCUAAUAAAUGAGCAUGAACAUGAAA
Molecule: messenger RNA, 502 nt
Organism: Coccinella septempunctata (seven-spotted ladybird)
Lineage: Eukaryota; Metazoa; Arthropoda; Insecta; Coleoptera; Coccinellidae
Product: ejaculatory bulb-specific protein 3-like
Exons: 2
Coding region: 55-447 (130 amino acids)
Source: RefSeq, a predicted model, not a curated record